GUUAAAUAUUUAGAUUUGGAUACAUAUGACACACAUUGUAUUCAUCGAGAGGCCGGAUAUUUGCGAAGACUGCACCCGAAAUACGUUGUCGAAUAUUACGAUAGUUGGGUCGAAGGGAGCACCUUGUUCAUUCAAAUGGAGCUAUGCUCUCAUAACCUCAUCGACUUAUUGAACAUAAAGCCACAAAUGUUUAAUAGAAAAUCGGGAGAACCCAUGAAUUUCUACGAGUAUUUCGUUUCGUGUGAAAUAUUCAAAGAGCUCUUAGAAUGCGUUCAGUAUUUGCAUGAAUUGAAUCCACCGGUCAUUCAUCGAGCCAUACAUCCCUAUAAUAUAUUAUUUACAGAGAAUAUAAUGAACGGAAGGUUUUUAAAGCUUGGUGGUUUUGGCUUGGCAACUUAUCACCAGGAAGAUGAUAAGCACACAAUGGGUCUAGGAUCGGGAUUAUAUAGAGCACCCGAAGUAAACGCGAGCAAAUAUUACAACCACAAAGCUGAUAUCUAUAGUCUAGCAAUAAUUUGCGGUGAGCUAUUUGAUCUGGAUCUUUACAGGGGCGACUUGGCCCUGGUAGCUAGCGACAUAUUCGAGAUUGAUAUUGGGACAGUGGCUUCCGAUACUCAACUAUAAAUACAAAUUUAAAUGAGCCAGUAUAUUUGUUGAAAAAACUUUUGGACGACAUGUUGGCCCAUAAAUGGCAUAAUAGGCCGGA
Messenger RNA from Oppiella nova, 706 nucleotides. Lineage: Eukaryota; Metazoa; Arthropoda; Arachnida; Sarcoptiformes; Oppiidae. The record is from the annotation of a GenBank genome assembly.